Messenger RNA from Emiliania huxleyi CCMP1516, 690 nucleotides. RefSeq lists its product as hypothetical. NCBI's taxonomy places the organism in Eukaryota, Haptophyta, Isochrysidales, Noelaerhabdaceae. The record is from RefSeq and is a predicted model, not a curated record. Bases 1 to 690 code for a protein of 229 amino acids. Gene Ontology annotation, cellular component: cytoplasm; nucleus. The transcript has a single exon.
AUGCGCAAGCUCUCCGUCCUCUGCCUACACGGCUACUCGAUGACCGGAGCGUUAUUGCAGCAGAGCAUGCGCCGAACGUGUGAGCGGCUGUCGCAUCUCGCGCGCUUCCGCUUCGUCGAUGGGCCGCACACGGUGGAGCCCAGCCCGCACCUACCGCUCGAGCUACCCGAGGGCACACGUCCGCUAGGCUGGUGGAGGCCGGAACGACAGGAUGACAGGUCGUGGCACUUUCACGGUGUCGACGACUCGCUCGCGCUGCUAUCGCAGGCGGAGGCGUCAGAGGUUGAGGCGCAUGGCCACGGCGUCGACGUGGUGCUUGGCUUCAGCCAGGGCUCCGCCCUCGCGCACCUCGCGACCGCGCUCCGGCAGCACCGCCCGAGCGCGUCUCCGUUGCCGUCCUUGCGCGGCGCGGUCUUCGUCGGCGGCUUUCCGUUUGCGCCGGCGUCUCCCGCCUUUGCUGAGGCGUCGCUACAUCUCUCCAUGCCAACGCUUCACGUCGCCGGUUCGCGCGACAAGAUUGUACGGCCCGAGACGAGCGCGCGCCUGCUGCAGCUCUGCGCCGAGGACAACCGGACGUACCACGAACACCAAGGUGGGCACGUCGUGCACUCUGGGAGUGCCUCGCUCGCGGUCUACGAGGACUGGUUCGCGCGGCAACACGUGGGCGCGAGCGGUCAACUAGCACAAUAA